This is a messenger RNA of Mucor mucedo, 1098 nucleotides long. RefSeq names its product DNA clamp loader. Gene Ontology annotation, biological process: DNA repair; DNA-templated DNA replication. Bases 1 to 1098 code for a protein of 365 amino acids. Gene Ontology annotation, cellular component: DNA replication factor C complex; Elg1 RFC-like complex; Rad17 RFC-like complex. Gene Ontology annotation, molecular function: DNA binding; ATP hydrolysis activity; DNA clamp loader activity. The record is from RefSeq and is a predicted model, not a curated record. The transcript has 7 exons. NCBI's taxonomy places the organism in Eukaryota, Fungi, Mucoromycota, Mucoromycetes, Mucorales, Mucoraceae.
AUGAGUCUUUGGGCAGAUAAAUACAAACCCAAGACAUUGGAUCAACUUUCAUACCAUGAGGAUUUAUCUCACCAUUUAAAGAAGCUGGCUAAUUCAGACAACUUUCCUCACAUGUUGUUUUAUGGACCUUCUGGAGCUGGUAAAAAGACACGUAUUACAGCCAUCUUGAGAGAGAUUUAUGGACCUUCUGUGGAUAAACUUAAAGUGGAUCAGCGUCAAUUUGUGUCUAGUUCGAAUCGUAAAAUGUUGUUUACUGUUGUAUCUAGUAAUUUUCACUUGGAGUUGAACCCAAGUGAUUUAGGCAUGUAUGAUCGCGUCAUUGUUCAAGAUGUUAUCAAGAGUAUUGCGCAAUCUCAACAAAUUGAUUCGAAUGCUAAGCAUCAAUUCAAGGUCGUGAUUAUUGACCAAGCGGAUGAAUUGACACGAGAAGCGCAAGCGGCCCUUCGUCGUACGAUGGAGAAAUACACGUCGACGAUGCGAUUGAUUCUUUGUUGCAACAGUUUGAGUAAGAUCAUUGCACCUGUGCGAUCACGAUGUUUGUUAAUGCGUGUAGGAAGACCCGAAGUGAAUGAGGUGGUACGCGUAUUGGGAGAAGUGGCCAAGAAGGAAGGAUUUGAACUUCCCCGUGAGUUGGCAAUGAAUAUUGCUGAGCAUGCCGAAAGAAAUAUGCGUGCCGCCUUGUUAUCCUUGGAAAGCACAGCCGUGAGACACCCGGAUUUGACAUCCAUUACACGACCCGAGAAUUUGGACUGGGAAAUGGCGAUUUCGAGAGUGGCCGAUUUAAUUUUAGCAGAACAAUCACCUGCUCGAUUAUUGUUGGUGCGAAGCCAUUUUUAUGAUAUCAUUACCAAGUGUAUUCAAUCAACCGUGAUUUUGAAACGAUUGGCCUUUUUCUUGAUCCAAAAGGUGGAUGAACCUAUGAAGCUAAAGAUUAUCGAGAAGGCCGCUUUCCACGAGCAUCGUUUGCGUUUGGGUAGUAAAGAUAUUUUCCAUUUAGAAGCUUUCGUUGCUAAUGUCAUGAGUCUUUAUAAAAGGUUUGAAAUCACCCCCGUUGUUGUCUUGUACCAUUUUUUUUUAAUUGACUCUUUUUCUUUCUAG